UCUCAAAAUUCUGACUGGACAAGCACUUUCUUCUCAGCCUGUUAGCAGGUCAAAAACUGAAAUUACGUAAUACGCAUAUGUAAAUAUUUGCAUUUUUUGCAAGAACGUUUUGAUAAAAUUUCGCUGUAAAAAACGCGUUUUUGGCAGGAUUUAUCAAUGUCGGAGGAGAAGCCAUGUAUUGUGGUUGACGUAACAUCAGAUACAAUAUGACCUUGGUAAGAAUAAUAAUAAUAAAUGCGUUGAAAAAUCACAAGUGUUGUGCAAUGACAAAAUGACAGGCAGAUCCUCUUGUUUACAUUUUCUAGCAGGCAAAAUGUUCAGAAAGCGCUCGAAAAAGCUUCGUUUUAUAUUAUUGUGAUACGUAUUGUAAAAUUGCAAUCAAGAACAUAAUCUUAUGUGUAUUCGAAGUUUUCUGGCUGCAAAAUGUAAACAAUGUAAAUAUUCUAUUUGGCUCCAUUGCAGUUUUAAAUACUGGGUAGAUAAAUCACCUUCAUCACAGCUUAACAAGUCCUCUUGUGGUUUAGGUGUUGGGUAGGGAAACGUCACCUGGAGGAAGCCAUGAAGACUUUUUCAGGAGAUGUUUCCUUCGAAGUGAACUGGCGGCCAUUCUUUCUUAACCCUGCCACACCAGACGAAGGCAUUCCAGUUCUUGAAUACCUCGGCAGAAAGUAUGGACCUCAGGCUGCGGCCUCUGCUCAGAGUGGGAAAGGACCCCUAAGCCAAAUGGCUGAGAAAAUGGUUAGUUUGGUAACUUCUUAAACAACAUAACAGCAAAUAUAAAAUUGUGUAUUAAAAUCAUUAUUGACCAAAAUUCAGGUUCCUCCUGUAGUAACAUUGGAUCAAGAAGAGAGGAUUCUUAGGCCCCGUUUACAUGAGACCGGGAUGAAGUCAAAUCGGAAUGAAAAUUGAAAUUGUCAACAUGCUUACAUGAGACCGGUACGAAAAUCACAAAAUUUUCAAUUUAUUCCCCUUGCCAGGCAAUUUUCUUUUUCAGAUGGCUUUUGUUAGCAUGUGUUGUUCCAAUAUCAAGGUUACAGCCGAGACCAGUCUGAAAUGUAUUUGUGUUUACAUUCAUCCCGGUCUGAAGUCAGUCGGUUCGGUUCAGCAGGCGGAAUGACUUGAGACCGGUCUGAGUUAUUUUCGUCCUGGUCUCAUGUAAACAUCUAUAAUUAUAAAUAAUACUAUGACCGAAACGGUCCCGGUUUGACUUCGUUCCGGUCUCAUGUAAACGGGGUUAGUUUAAUUUAGGUUUCCUCCUGUAGUAACACUGGAUCAAUAAGAGAUGAUUCCUUACUGGAUCUCGAGGAAGAACAGUUUAGAACUGAUAGAGCUAUCCAGUAUAAAUAAAGUUAGUUUAGUUUAGGUUUCCUCCUGUAGUAAUACUGGAUCAAUAAGAGAUGAUCCUUACUGGACCUCUAGGAAGAACAGUUUAGAACUGAUAGAACUAUCCAGUAUAAAUAAAAUUAGUUUAGUUUGGGUUUCCUUCUGUAGUAACACUGGAUCAAUAAGAGAUGAUCCUUACUGGACCUCUAGGAAGAACAGUUUAGAACUGAUAGAGCUAUCUAGUGUAGAUAGAGUUAGUUUAGUUUAGGUUUCCUCCUGUAGUAAUAUUGGAUCAAUAAGAGAUAAUCCUUAGUGGACCUCUAGGAAGAACAGUUUAGAACUGAUAGAGCUAUCCAUUAUAAAUAAAGUUAGUUUAGUUUAGGUUUCCUCCUGUAGUAACACUGGAUCGAUAAGAGAUGAUCCUUACUGGUACUUACUUGUGUGAUGAGUUAAUACCAUCUUUGUUGUUAGGGUUUAAAAUUCAACUAUGACCGUAUGAUUGUGAACACGCUGAAGUCACACUGCCUGUUGGAUUAUGCAAAGUCAGUUGGCAAACAAAAUGAAAUGGCAGAGAUCCUCUUCAACGACUACUUCCGUCAUGCAAAGAGAAUUGACCAAUCAGCUGUCCUGAAAGAAGCUGCCGAGGCCUGCCAUAUUGACUGGUCAGCAGCUGACACCCACAUGAAUAACGCCGAGAUUGUAUCGCGUGUGAAAAGAGAGGCUGGGACAGCUAGUGCCAGUGGUAUAAACGGAGUACCACAUUUUAAUAUAUUCCUCAAGUCGAAUCAGGCUAGGUCCCAGCAAUUCUCAGGCGCUCAACCUGCGGCCACAAUAUUAAGUGUGUUUCAGAAAGUACUGAGCUUUGCCAAAUCCAGGGUGUAAGAUUUUUAAAUGAUUAGUUUACUAGAUGAACUCAGUUUAGACUGCCAUAUGUAUCAAUACCUAUAUAUAAAGUAGAAUAUGGACUAUGAAGAACUAUGGUUUGGACUAUGGUUUGGACUGCUAUGAAAAACUAUGGUAUAUUUGUGUUUGUAUGAAGACUUCGAUUGUAAAACUAUUUUGAUCAAGUCGGAUGAUGUGAACAAGAGUGGCCAAGUUUUGAAUUAAAUGUCUUAACCAUGCAUUGUUGUUUUGAUCUAGUCAUGUGUG
Messenger RNA from Paramuricea clavata, 2472 nucleotides. The record is from the annotation of a GenBank genome assembly. NCBI's taxonomy places the organism in Eukaryota, Metazoa, Cnidaria, Anthozoa, Malacalcyonacea, Plexauridae.